This is a messenger RNA of Myxocyprinus asiaticus (Chinese sucker), 2368 nucleotides long. RefSeq names its product SUV39H1 histone lysine methyltransferase b (gene suv39h1b). The transcript is spliced from 6 exons. Gene Ontology annotation, cellular component: nucleus. Gene Ontology annotation, molecular function: zinc ion binding; histone H3K9 methyltransferase activity; protein binding. Bases 136 to 1401 code for a protein of 421 amino acids. The record is from RefSeq and is a predicted model, not a curated record. NCBI's taxonomy places the organism in Eukaryota, Metazoa, Chordata, Actinopteri, Cypriniformes, Catostomidae.
UUUACCAACUUCCCAUAAACGGUUGGUCGAUUUAAAUACUCUGUCUCUAUUGGUUAUUUUAAACGUCACUCAGACUGCGCCGCGUCCAAUCACCGAGCAGUCUUUCAAUCAUAUAUUUUUGGCGGUGGUCGGAAGAUGGCGGAAAAUUUGAAAGCUCAAGUUUGUAUGGUAGCAUGCAUUGCUACUUCAGAGCAGCUGGAGACACUCUGUCGAGAGCAAGGUGUGAUAUGCAAAGAGCUGGGCAUCAACAAACAAAAUCUGUCUGAUUAUGAGGUGGAAUACCUCUGUGACUACAAAAGAAAUGUUAUCAACGAAGGGAGGAUACAAACAACACAGGAGUUAUUCUUGGUCAAAUGGAGGGGAUAUCCUGAAUCCAGCAACACGUGGGAACCACGGAAGAACCUCAAGUGCAUUGAUCUGCUCAGCCAAUUCUGGGAGGACCUGAAUGCAGAGAUGCAGAGACAGAAGAAGCGUGUCAUCCCUAAACGGCUAGACGCUGCCACCGCAUCCCACCUCGUCCAGCGGGCAAAACUCCGGCAGACCCUUGCACGGUGGGAGGCGCACCUCAACAGCCUGGGCACCCACAAAGGCCACAUCUAUGUCCGGAACCAGGUCGACCUAGAAGGCCCACCUAAGAACUUCACCUACAUAAAUGACUAUAAAGUUGGUGAUGGGAUCAUGUUGAAUGAGGUGGCCGUGGGCUGCGAUUGCACAGACUGUCUGGGCAGCCCAGUGGACGGCUGUUGUGCCGGAGCUUCACAACACAAGUUUGCUUACAAUGAAUUGGGCCAGGUGCGCAUUCGGCCAGGACUGCCCAUUUAUGAGUGCAACAAACGGUGCCGCUGUGGGCUGGAUUGCCCCAACAGAGUAGUGCAGAGGGGUAUUCGGUAUUCCCUCUGCAUUUUUAGGACAGACAAUGGCAGGGGCUGGGGGGUACGAACCAUGGAACGCAUUCGCAAGAACACUUUCGUCAUGGAGUAUGUUGGGGAGAUUAUUACAACAGAGGAAGCAGAACGGAGAGGUCAUGUGUAUGAUAAAGAAGGCGCAACUUAUCUUUUUGACCUGGAUUAUGUGGAUGACGAAUACACGGUGGAUGCUGCUCACUAUGGAAACAUCUCCCACUUUGUCAACCACAGCUGUGACCCCAACCUCCAGGUAUAUAAUGUUUUUAUUGAUAACUUGGACGAGCGGCUGCCACGGAUAGCAUUCUUCGCCACACGUGGCAUAAAAGCAGGAGAGGAGCUUACAUUUGACUACAAAAUGACAGUCGAUCCAGUAGACGCCGAGAGCACAAAGAUGGAUUCUAAUUUCAGUUUGACAGGACUUCCUGGUUCUCCUAAGAAACGUAUGCGUAUGGAGUGCAAAUGUGGUGUGGCGACAUGUCGAAAAUACCUUUUUUAGAGGUUGUGGCCACAAGAAGAGUCACUGCAAGAAGAUCAUGUGUUGAAAAGUGUGGGAACUGUUUUGGGAAGUAAUUUUAAAUGUCUUAUUGAAUUUUAAGUAUUUUGGCUUUUAAAGUUGUGUUUUUUAUUAUUAUUAUUAUUUCCCUAAGAUUAACUUCAGCAAGAUCAAGCUUUUCACUCCCAAGUGUUGUCCGGUGUUUAAAAGACGUGGUGUUCAUAUAUUUCCAUUGAAUUUGUUGAUUAUAAAAUGUUUGUGAAUUGAAGUCUUUGCGCUUUUGUCUGGACAAAAAGAUUUCAUUUUAAAUUACAUGUUAAUUGUAAGCCUUUAUAUAUAUAAAAAAAUUGGAAAAAUCCUCAAGUUUUGACACCGUGGUAAAGUACAGAAUAUUUAAAAUGUACAGCUGUUUAUAAUUUGUAGUAUUUUUUUUUUUGUUUGUUUGUUUUUUUAUUUAUUUUUUUUACAUCAAAAUUGUCAAAUAUACAGUUAAUCAGUUUUGAGGAGGGAUUAUCUUGUUUUUUAUUUUUAACAAAUUUUAGUAUUUUUUUUACUUUUGUAGCCCUGUUUUUAACAAAUACCUUUAUUAGGUGUCUGGCCAGUGUAAAAUAUUAAUGAUUUAAAAUGCCCUUAACUUCAAGCAGAUAAUGAUUUUGUCUUGAAAUGUCCACCAGGGGGUGAAAUUGUACUAUUAAUGCACAGAGGCAUGUUUAUUAGACUGAUGGAUGGUGGACCAACACGAGUUGCAGUCCUUUACGCAUAAUGUUGUCUUUCUGUAUUUUAUUUGUAUAUAGGCUAACAAUUCAUGUGACAAAAUAUAUUCAUUUUAUUAUCAAAUUGGUCUUUCAGUGGCUGUAUUGGAAGAGCUGGACUUUGAUCAACAAGAUGUCUGAAUAAGAGGAAGAAUACUGUUUUAUAUAUAUAUAUAUAUAUAUAUAUAUAUAUAUAUAUACAUACAUACAUACAGAUA